This is a messenger RNA of Papilio xuthus (Asian swallowtail), 2354 nucleotides long. RefSeq lists its product as uncharacterized. The coding region runs from base 151 to 2343 and encodes 730 amino acids. The record is from RefSeq and is a predicted model, not a curated record. Gene Ontology annotation, molecular function: metalloendopeptidase activity; zinc ion binding. The transcript is spliced from 12 exons. NCBI's taxonomy places the organism in Eukaryota, Metazoa, Arthropoda, Insecta, Lepidoptera, Papilionidae. Gene Ontology annotation, biological process: proteolysis.
GUGUUGCAUUUUAUAAAAAUAUACGCUGACACCGGAAAUACUGUAGACAUAAAUGUUAUCAAGAAAGAAGACCUUGUAUAUUGGCCUAAUGCUUCCAUACCUUUUUAUAUAGAUCCAGAACAUUAUGAUCAUGAACAGUCUUUGUCUAUUAUGACGUCACUUUCGCUGUUUACUUUCAAAACCUGUUUGAAGUUCAACCCUGUUCUUGUGAAGCCGACUUCAUCCCAGCACGUUAUGGUCUUUGAAAAUCCGAAUGGUGUGAGAAAAUGUGUUUUCAAUACGGCAGGACAUUCAAAAAUAGAACCACAUCGGAUAACACUCGGCUACGCAUGUCUUAAGUCUCCUCAGUUGGAAAUGAUGGUAAUGCGUGCUCUCGGCUUUGGAUUUGAACACAACCGCGCAAGCAGAGACAUCUAUAUUGACGUGCAGUUUGAAAAUAUUGAUUCAGAUGCAUUGGAGUUGUUCUCCAAAGAUGGUAAGCUGCCGCAAGAGUUACGUCCUCUACAAUAUGACGUAAAUAGUGUGACGCAUUUCGGUGAAAGAGAAUUCAGUAAGAAUGGACAUCGGACUAUCAUAUUCAAGGACAAUACGAUACGUCAAAACCGUAACGGUCUUUCAGAUAUGGAUUUACGAAAAAUAGACAUAAUCUACGGACCUGAAUGCAAGAAAAGAGAUCGACAGGAGAAGAUAGAUCAAUGUCAAAAUUACCCUGGCGUUGCUAGAAGGAAACGGGACAUAGAAUUAAGUGCUAUCGGCCCUAGUCUUAGAGUUAAUCGUGAUAUAACCGCUCCACCAAUAAAUAUAACAGACAUAGAAAGUAGUUUAAAUCAUCUAGGCAUAGACAAUGAAGUUAAAGACAUAUUAGAAAAAGUCCACGCAGUUACAGCAAUAGCUUUAAAAAAUGCUAGAAAUAAAUACUGCAAUGAAACGGAUGAUCUUAAAUCGAAAAUGGAAACAUCAGACGUAUUAGGAAUGGUCGAUAUAAUAACUAAAUAUACCAAAUCUAUAGUUGAUCACGCAAUUGACAAUAUAACUGAAUUCUGCGAAACGUCAAAUUCAUUUGAUAAUUACAAUGUUGCCAGAUGUAGCCAUUUUACCGGUAACCAAUGUAAAAUGAUUAAAUCAACGAAAAUCGGUAAUUUAAAAUAUUCAACGAAUCACAGACCGCAGUAUCCGUUCUCGACAAAUUUGUAUAGAGAUUUGAGUAAAUAUGAAAAAUCUAGAUUUAGAAUAGGCAAUGAAACUAUAGAAGAACCUAAAAGACGUAAACGAUCUUUAGGUACAACAGAGAAAAUGCAAGUAAAUAAAAAAGAUAUUACAAAGAAAGAAACUAAAAUAAUAAGUACGACUAAAGUGACAGCAAAUACAACUAAAACAACGGAACAGACUAAAAAUAUAGAAACGAAAUCGACUAAAAUCGAGAAAGAAAUCUUCAAAGAUUCAACAUCGGAUAUUAGAAGACGCUUCGGUGAUUUUCGCGUCCACAAACAGAAAAGAGAUGAAAAACCGGAGAUGUUCGAAUCAGAUAUGUCACUUGAGACGAAAUCGAAAGAGAAAAUAUUCAAAAAGGUACCAACUUUGAAAAAUCAUCGAACACAGAAGAAAAAAAUGUCUGAUAAUUGGGCUAAAGAAAAGAGAAAAAUACAAGAGAAAUCAGAAGCAAAAGCACCGAAAACUGUACAACUUUCUAAAGACAAUUUGGAGUUUUAUUCAGAACGAAGAUGGCCCAACAAUGUUGUGCCAUAUUAUAUAAAAAAUUCAUUAAAAUAUUACGAUUUAGAUUUAGUAAGACAAAGAUUGAAUGAAGUUAAUCGUAUAUUAAAAGCUGAAACCUGCGUACAUAUAAAAGAAAUAAAUGAAUAUGAUGUAAACAAGUACCAAGACUAUUUGGUUCUUGAUCAGAGUCCUGAUUACGUGACUGGCAGAGUUGGUGGCAAACAACAUUUCGGAGUAUUGGAGCUUUUCGAAGGUAAACAGCACAGACAGCAUGCUGCUAUGGUGGUGAUGUCAAUGCUGGGCUUCUACUUCGAGCCAGCGCGACAUGACCGGGAUAAAUAUAUCAGAGUGCACGUGCGACAUAUCAGACCAGAUAAGCUACAUCAUUUUGAGAAGAUGCGAGCUGAAGCUACUUUACCACUGCCGUACGACUACGACAGCGCUACACACCCCGCUUGGCAGUUCUGGAGACAAGUUGGCAGGACUGGCAUUUCUACUGUAGCAACUUAUAAAGAUAAGGAUCCUGACGGCAACGUAAUGAGGUCUUUGGGCCAACAUUUAAAGUUACUGUCCGAUAUUGAUAUUAUAAAAAUAAAUAGCGUAUACGGUAUCGGUUGUUUUCGCUAAUCUAGAAGAAA